CUGUUUGAUUCUGUUUUUGUUUAUGAUAAAUAAAAGAGAACUAAAAGGAAUGGUAUAUCAUCAUCCUCAUCCUCAUCAAUAACUCCAGGCAAGAUCAUGUGACAAAAGUGUGUCAGUGACAGACUGGUUUUGGCUGCUUCUUCUCUUUACUCUUCUACUGACUUGGUCGAGCUUUUCUGACUUCUUCCCGACCGCCUCAUUCCUUUCCUUCAUUUCUUCAUCUUCUUUCAAUCUCCAUCCUUAACCACUCCGACAACCGCCGCUUUGUUCUUCAAUCCACGAUCAUUAUGGCUACCCAAACCCAAGCUUCUACAUCCGAUGAGCAAACCAAGAAGUUUAGUGAAGCAGUAAAAGUAACGGAACAAAUAGAAGAGACAGGAAAAGGUGAAAACUUGGCCACAUCCGAAGCAAGGGCAGUGGAUGAGCCUCCUGUUUCUGAGAGACCAUCGAACGAACCCAUUGUAGGAGAAGCAACAGAGCUGCCAGUCAUUGCGUUCCUGGAAAAGGGUACAAAGGAGGAGUUUGAUGCAGCUGACAAUAAAGGAGAAGUCAUACAAAAAGAGAGUCUGGAGGUUCUACAAAAUGUAGAAGAACAAGCAUCAGAGAUUGUGGGCCUUGUUCCAAAAGCACAAGAGGAAUCAUCAGUAACGGCAGAGUGUGGCAAGGCUCCAGCAGAUACAGAGGAGGAAGACAAAGAGGCAGACAAGGAAGCACAAAACAAAGAAGCUGAAGCGAUUGAGGUUGUUCCAAUGGAAGAAAUGAUUGGAACAGCUGAAGCUCCAACACCAAAGGAGCAGGCAGUUGACAAAGAAUUGGAAGAAGUGAUAGCAAAAGAAAUUAGCAUACCCACAGAAGUGAUAGAGCCAAGUACAGAGUUUGUAAGUGCAGAGAAAGAGGCAAGUUGUGUUGUAGCAGAAUCUGCUGAAACUCCACUCAAAGUCAUAGCAGAAGACACUACUGAAUCCAUUACAGCUUCCAAGAACAAAGAGCAGCAAAAUGAAGAACAUCCUGUGGUAGCAGGCAAGUCAUUAGUUGACCUGAUAGCAGAAACCAAGAUAGAAGAACCCCAAGUAGCAGGGCUUGAAGGUGCCAAUGUAUCUGAGGUGGAAGUAAAAGAUGAACAAGUUGCGAGCACAAAGGGAGAAGUGCCAUCAAACCCCACUCAGAAGCACUCGCACAAUCUCUUAUCCAAACUAAAACACUCAUUGGUGAAGGCAAGGAAAGCCAUCAUUGGGAAGUCACCCACCUCAAAAACUCUUUCCUCCCAACCAAGGGAUGAUAUUAAAGUCAAGUGAUGGUCUGCACUUAAUAGCCAGAUUCAGAGUUAAGUACUUAUCAGAAUAUAUGUUGUGAGGAUUGGUUUUUUUGCAUAGUUUCUUAUAGUUGCAAUGUAAAAUUUGAUAUUAUACCGUCAUGUGUACAUCGACUUCAAAUUUGUGGAUUUUGUGUGUGAAGUGAUAAGGUAUUACUUAGCGUGUUGUCUGUGGCUA
Cucurbita moschata (crookneck pumpkin) is the source of this 1490-nucleotide messenger RNA. Its product is annotated as muscle M-line assembly protein unc-89-like. The coding region runs from base 288 to 1295 and encodes 335 amino acids. The transcript is spliced from 2 exons. Lineage: Eukaryota; Viridiplantae; Streptophyta; Magnoliopsida; Cucurbitales; Cucurbitaceae. The record is from RefSeq and is a predicted model, not a curated record.